Molecule: messenger RNA, 330 nt
Organism: Gaeumannomyces tritici R3-111a-1
Lineage: Eukaryota; Fungi; Ascomycota; Sordariomycetes; Magnaporthales; Magnaporthaceae
Exons: 4
Coding region: 1-330 (109 amino acids)
Source: RefSeq, a predicted model, not a curated record
AUGGUUUAUAUGCUUUUAACGUUUUGUAUAAUGCUUGCUUCGUGCAUUGCGGUACGCUACGUAUACCUUUUUGCUAUUUUAAUAACGUUUUUUUUUUUUAAUAACUUUUUUUAUUAUUGCGUAAUUAAUUCCCAAACGCUUUGGUUAAUAAAUGGUCGUAGCAAAAGGGGAAUUUUAUUGUUCGUUAGGGAUUUAGCAAAUUUUUUAUCGAUUUUUUUCCAAUUCCAGCCUUUUAAAGCUACUCCGUUAAACCAAUUAAUUUGGAAGCUUUCGCGUGCAUUGGUGCGUUUUUUGGGCGCUUUAACAUUUAUGCUUUAUAAUAAAGGUUAA